Molecule: messenger RNA, 744 nt
Organism: Pedinophyceae sp. YPF-701
Lineage: Eukaryota; Viridiplantae; Chlorophyta; Pedinophyceae
Source: the annotation of a GenBank genome assembly
AUGUCGCUGGAGGAGCGCGUGCUGACCGACGGCGACAUCGUCAGUCCAGGUCUCAACCCGGCCGCUCCGUUCGGCCCGGCGAGCAAGGCGCUGGAGUUCCCCGACUUUUUGCUGGGCGACUGGACGGUCACGAGCACCUUCACGAACUUCCGCACGCCGCUCGGACCUCGGUUCGCGCAUCCAGGUAGUGCCGAGGCGGCGCGCAGGCCCGCGUCCGAGGGCGGCGUCGGGUCGACGACCACGUACCCCCUGCGCUUCGUGCGGACGCAGCCUGGCGGCCCCGUGCAGUCCGACCGGCCGUUCAACGCGCGGUCCGCGUUCAACGCGCGCACGAAGUCCUUCCUCGGCUUCGAGGCGGUGUUCGACGCCGAGUACGACCCAAAGUCCCCCAACAACAAGCUCGUGCUGACCUUCAGCACCCUGGGGGCCGACCUGCGCCCGCUGCCGCCCAAGCGCCUGGAGGUGGGCAUCAACAACCGCGCGUCCGGGCCCGCGGCGGCGGGCGGGGACCGCGCGUGGUGCGCGUCGGAGUUCUGCCGGCAGGUGCUGGUGGCCCCGCGGCGCGUGGAGGUGGAGGAUUACGAGGUGUUGUGGCGGUGGGAGGUGGAGCGGGACGGGGUGGUGCGCGCGCGGCAGCGGCGGGCGGAGUAUCUGCAGCCGCAGGACCAGCUCUACUUCGACGCCAAGGGCCGCGCGAUCGCCGUGUACGACUACGACGUCACCAUGUGUCGCGUAGACGCGUGA